Osmia bicornis bicornis is the source of this 3071-nucleotide messenger RNA. It is a transcript of the gene psidin, whose product is annotated as N-alpha-acetyltransferase 25, NatB auxiliary subunit. The transcript is spliced from 10 exons. Bases 52 to 2769 code for a protein of 905 amino acids. NCBI's taxonomy places the organism in Eukaryota, Metazoa, Arthropoda, Insecta, Hymenoptera, Megachilidae. Gene Ontology annotation, biological process: N-terminal peptidyl-methionine acetylation. The record is from RefSeq and is a predicted model, not a curated record. Gene Ontology annotation, cellular component: cytoplasm; NatB complex. Gene Ontology annotation, molecular function: protein-N-terminal amino-acid acetyltransferase activity; protein binding.
GGAUGAAGGAAAAGUUUGGUUUGUUGAUUUAAAACUAUCAUAAAAAGUAUCAUGGCGUCACACACCCAUGUGGACAAUACCGUUAACGAACGUCGUUUACGUCCGAUAUACGAUUGGUUGGAUAAUGGAAAUAAUAAGAAAGCACUUCAAGAAGCGGAUAAAGUGCUCAAAAAGCAACCAAGCAAUCAGUGUGCCAGAGUACUUAAAGCCUUGGCUUUGUUACGACUUGGUAAAGAAAAUGAAUGUCAAAUUAUUAUGGAUAAAGUACGUUCAGAGGUACCUUGCGAAGACUCUACUCUACAAGUUAUGAGUAUUUGUUACAGAGAAAGACAUCAACCUGACAAAAUUAGUGAAGUAUACGAAGCUGCAGCAAAAGCGGAUCCCAACAAUGAAGAAUUAUUAACGCAUCUUUUUAUGUCUUACGUUCGUCUCGGGGAUUAUAAAAAGCAGCAACAAACAGCGCUUGCUUUAUAUAAAUUAAAACCAAAAAAUCCUUAUUAUUUUUGGGCUGUGAUGAGCAUAGUUAUGCAAGCCGUGCACGCGGAUGAGAAACUAGCGAAAGGAGUUACCUUACCUCUAGCAGAAAGAAUGGUACUAAAGUUGAUUAAAGAAGGAAAAAUGGAAGCAGAACAAGAAGUACAACUGUAUUUAAUGAUAUUAGAGCUUCAAGGCAAAAGUGAAGAAAUGUUAAACGUAUUGUCCGGACCUUUAGCUUCGCAUCUUUCGUCCGUUCCGCAACACAAAGCAGCGCUUUUACUAAAAUUGGAACGUUAUUCUGAAGCAGCCGAUGCGUAUAAAGAACUCAUCAAUGAAAAUAUCGACAACUGGGCAUAUUACAAGGACUAUCUUCUUGCUGCGCUCAAAUUUCAAAAGCCAGAAGAGUGUUUAAAUUUUCUCGAUAAAGUUAUAAGUACAUCAGAGAAAAAGGUACGAGCUCCUUAUCUUGCAAAAUUUGAAUUACUAAAACGUACUCAUAGUGGAGAAGUCAUUGAAAAUUGUGUUGAGUCAGUAGAUUUAAUGCAACAGUAUUUCUCACAAUUUGGAGAAAAGGGAUGCGUUGUUGGAGAUUUGCGACUUUAUUUAGAUCUGUUAACUCCUACAGGCAAAUCGCAAUUACUUCAAAAAAUAGAAGAAGAUGUAGGCGUUAAAUCGGAAGAAUUUCCAAGUACCAUACAACAAAUGCAAAAACACAUUCACUUGGAACAACUACGACGUAUUUGUGGUUUCCAUCAUCUUCCAAAUGCCGAUAUACAAAAACAGAAACAAUUGGUAGAACGAUUAUGUAAAUUAUACGAAAAGGGUAACGAAUUAUGUCCAAUCGAGGAAAGACUACCAACUGAUUUUUGCCCUGCAGAUUCUUACAUACUUUUAGCUACACAUUUGUUACACGAAUUAUGGUACAAUACAAACGAAGCAGUUUAUCUUUACAGGGCAAUGGCGUUAUUAGAGCGCGGUUUGUUAUCAAGCCCUGCAAAUUUUCAUAUAAAAAUUUUACUAGUACGAAUAUAUUUAGAAGCUGGAUUGGUAGGCGCAGCCGAUCAUAUUUUCACGUUGUUGGACGUUAAACAUAUUCAAUUAGAUUCGUUGGGUUAUUUACAUGUGCCAUUACUCGCUUCGCUUGGCCACCUUUCGUUAGCUUCCAUAACCUUAGAUCACGCUACUAAAUUUUUCAUUGCAAAUUACAAAGAUAGUGCGGAUCAUUUAACGUUCGCUUAUAAAUAUGGAAGUUUCGUAAAGAUUCAAGAAUUCGUGGAAUUGAGAGAACGUUUGGAGAAUUCUUUUCACUUUGUCAUGACCACUUUAGAUAAAAUGCUGUUGGAAUUAAGCUGGUGCAAUAGUUCAGCGACUCUGAUCUCUACGUUAAGUAACAUGGAUAUACAGCCUAAAGAGGAUUCGGUUCGUUUGAAGUCUCUACGGGAUAACCGUGACUUAGAGGUCGUUCGUGGAUGGGAACCGUUGCCGGUAAACGAUGAAGAUCCUCGAAUGCAAGAAGAAACGCGUGCUUGCAUGUUAAAAUUACUUAUAGCAAGAAAUUUAAUAUUAAAGAUUAUAGCGGCGUGUGUGACGCCUGAUAGUUCUUCCCUUCUUACUCGACUAUCCGGCGAGCUGAAACAGUUGGAUAACGAACAGAUUCCUCCGGUUCUUCAAAAGUUUGAACCAGAGGGGAAGAAUAAAAAUAGACCGUGUAAAAUAUUAGUUCCUAUGGAUGCGGUGGAAAGGUUACGCGAAGCUCAUUAUUCCGAACAAUUAAAAACAAUUGCUCGACUUGUCGAAUCUCUCGCUAAUUCUCGUUACCCUGAUUUUGAAUGCAUUCAAAUGCUUCGCGCCUCUCCAUGCCUUCAGACAAUAGACAUCCCUGAAAAAGGAGUUCCAGUGUCUUUCAAGCAUUUUUUACUGAGAGCGUCCACGUGUAGUGAAUCUCUUGCAAUUAUCAGUGCCAUAUGUACUUUGUGGGCGACACAGUUACAACCUCAGGCUUCGCAGAAGAAAAAUAAAAAGAAGUGUAACAAGCAGAUAACGUCAAUUUCGUUAAACGAUAAUGAUCAUAGUUGGAAAGAAGUUGCAACGUUACUUUCAGAGAGGGUAGAAAAUUUAGAUUCAAUGCUAACAGAAUUUGAAAAAUAUCAGCUUCAUACGGGACUAGAUAACGAAGACGAUGUAUGUGCAGCGAUAAUCAAACACGGACAAGCCAGUCUUGGACAAAGUUGCAGAUCAUUGAAAUCUCGAGCUCAAAUCACGUUAAAACUUUUGGGCGGUUUAAAAAGCUGAAAACUGUACAAACAUUCUUGUACAAAGAAUAUCCAUCCAACCAUUUACUAAUUUUCAAAGCUAACUCAUUUAUUGUGUACAUAAUUCUUAGUCCUAACCAAUUAUAAAUAUCGACUGAAUUGUUUAUUGCAAAUUGAAAUGAUUUGAAUUGUUUUCAUUUCAUAUUAAAUUCAUCAACAUUUAGUAAUUUAAUAGUUCUUGAAUGAUUUUUCUUUUAAUAUUUUCACCUAGAAACGGAACACACUGCCACCUUAUCUGGAGUUGUAUUUAAAAAUAACAAAAUACAGCAUUUAUAAGAUUUA